GUCCCUCACCUCAACCCAACCCAACCAUGGACGACACAUUAGCACAAGUCGCAGAGAAAUGCGCGCUCCAACUUGAAAUGUACCAGAAAUGUGUCGAGAAUUACCCAAACACAUGGGACCAGAGUUGUGCCCAACAAAAGAAGGCUCUGACCAAGUGUUCAGAAGAAAACGUUGGUAUCCUCAAGUACGUUAAGCAACACUGCACACCCCAAAUUAAACUAUACGACACCUGUUUGCAAGAAAAUUCCAAUGAGCCUGAGAAGUGUAUUCAAGCAUUGAAGGAACUCUACUUUUGCACCGAGGUGACGGCUAUGAACUAUAAACAAUCUCAGCAGCCCCCAGCUCCUGAAACCAAAGCUGAAGACAAGAAAUAGAAUAAAUAAUGUAGAACGAAUGUGUAGCUACUUUAAUUGAAAUCAUUCUUUGACGUUGAGUCGAUAUUUACAGUACAAUUGCAAAAGAGAGGUAUCAGAGGUGAACGUCUUGUAUACUAGAAGAGCUAUAAGUUUCUAGCUGACGCUUUCCUCUUCGUAGCAUAUAUUCUAUGGUUGAAAAAUCGUUCUUCCUCAAAUUAUGCUGACGGAAUUGUUGGCGUAUGAAUGUAUAAAAAUGCGGACGAUUCUCCAAAGGCUUUUGUCGAGCAGCUCUGAAACAAGAUCGAUACAAGUUGAUUACGUCUUGCUG
Umbelopsis ramanniana AG is the source of this 684-nucleotide messenger RNA. RefSeq lists its product as uncharacterized. The transcript is spliced from 3 exons. The record is from RefSeq and is a predicted model, not a curated record. The coding region runs from base 27 to 374 and encodes 115 amino acids. Lineage: Eukaryota; Fungi; Mucoromycota; Umbelopsidomycetes; Umbelopsidales; Umbelopsidaceae.